AUGGCAUCACACGAAACACCCCGGAAUCCAGCACCCGUGAUCAUUGAUCUCGCUUGCGACUCGGAUGAAGAGGAGGACACCUGCGUACCCCUCGAAGAUGCUGUUCUUUUACAGCCAGCGAUCAAAGUCGAACCGAUGGGAAACAUGCCCAAUCCCGGUCUCACUGAAUUCAGAGAGCACUGCCAGAACCUCAAACCUGAGCUGCCUCACAAAGAGCCUCCCAGUCCUGCACUGUCUACAACUAUUCCCUCCAGCAAUUCGGCUGAGCUUGGUACAGAUCAGAGCGGCCUUCAGGCCACAGACGAUGAUUCUGAUAAGCUUGGAAUUGCCUCUGAUGCGUCUGGCCUCUUUGGCUCGACCGCUGCAUUCACACCCUCCAACGAUGAUCUGCAAUCCAUUCCUACAGUUAUUGCAGCGCAAGCUCACUCAGAUUCCAUCUGCAACGCGACGAGCCAUGUCGAUGAGUCUCUUGCAGAUCGCCAGGCCGACAACAUCUUCGGCACGAGCCUCUUUCAAACUCACUGCCACGAAAAUUUUGAGGCACAAGACAGCACCUGCCCUCACCAAAGUACUGAACUUCCUGAACUUCCAAACAUAGAGCUACCGGGCGAUGGCGAUGGCGAUGGCAUUGACGAUCUCACUCCCGAAGAAGCUAUUAAAUUGUACAACAUGAACAAGUCUUCCUUUGAUGAUGGAAAUGACGACCGGGGGAGUGAAACACAUCAGAACAGCUCUCACGUCGCCCAAGCUCAGAUCGCGAUAGAUGAAGACGCUGAUCUCGUCCUAGAACGGGCUAUCACGUUGUACAACCUUCAGAAUUCUGACUCUCACGACUCUCACAACAAUGACAAGGACAGUGGACCCCACAAGAACAGCUCCUACGCCACCCAAGCAAACACUGCGGUGAGUGAGGACGCUGACAUGAUCGACUGGGUCACGGCACUCGAUGAAGACACAGGAAUAAAAAGUGAUCGAGCAGCCGCCAAGUUCGCACGUUUCAAAGAAAAGCAUGACAAGAUGGUAGCCAAAGGCACAGCCACCAACGAGGACUCUGUGCGGUUCAUUAUGAGAGAGAUAGCGGAGAAGAAGCGACUGAACGACUUGGAGCGAAGCCAGCGCCGAAAUGAAGAUCAGAUCCCGCAGAAAGGACCCGUUUCUGCUUACCAAGAUGAGGAUUCGCUAUUCAUUCCAGAGACACCGGAUCGCCUAGAGUCGUCCAAGAAGAAGACAAGAGCGCCCGCAAAGCCACGAAACCGAGUGAAUGCUCAGGAAACCCGCGAGGCAAUGGCAGUGGGCAAUAAUCCUUCUCAGGCAAGAAAGCGGCGCGCUCCAGCAUCUAGUAGCGAGGCACCACCCAGGAAAAAGAGAGUCACAAAGGAUGGUCCAUCCAAACCGGCCAAGAAGCGAACUAAGCAACCAAUUCUCAGCAAUUUGAGCAGCCUCGGAAGAUCAAACAUCAUCCAAGAAGCCCAGGCGAAUGCUGAUAAACCGGACAUGCCAACCUUCUGUUCCAAGAACAAAACUACAGCCCUCCAAGAGCUUAUCGCAAGUAUACCCUCGGCUGAGAAUGGAGCUCAUGCUUCUGACAGGGCCGCGGUGCGGGACGCAACCAAGAAAUUCAAAGGCCGUGGUGCCGUCAGGUCUGAUGGUCAGGGUGCUUGGAAACUGAGAGGUAUGAGAUCAUCUCUCUAUCACCACCAGCUUCUUGGUGCUGCUUUCUUACGGGACCGCGAGAAUGGUGGUCAGAGGCCGUUCGGCGGGAUGGUCUGUGACGAAAUGGGGUUUGGAAAGACCAUUCAAAUGAUUGCCAAUAUACUCGACGGGAAGGCCGAAGCCAAUGAUCCCGUCAAAACAACUCUUAUUGUUGCGCCGGCCUGUCUCUUAAAUCAAUGGAUGCUGGAGCUUGAGAAGCAUGUCGAACCUGGGAACAUCGCCCGAAUCAUACGCUACCAUUCGGGUGCUCGUCUUCACAGCAAUGACCUCGUGGCAGACUUAAAGCAAUAUGACAUCAUUCUCACGACGUAUCACGAAGUGCAGAGGAGCUACCCAGCUUGUGAACCUCCCAAGCAUUUGGUCUCCGAAGAAGGGAAGAAUGCUUGGUGGCAAAAAUUCUACAUGGAAAAUGUCGGGCCGAUACAUCGCAUUAAAUACCUCCGCAUUGUCUUGGAUGAAGCGCAUCAAAUUAAGAACUACCUUUCCAAGACAUCCAUGGCGGUACGUGCUCUGACUGGAACAUUCAGAUGGGCAAUCACUGGAACGCCAAUUUUGAAUUAUAUUGAGGAACUAUUCCCAUAUUUCUCAUUCCUGAAAGUUCCCCAUACUGGUGAUUACACUACAUUUCGCCAUAACUAUUGCCAAAACCGCUCGGGCAGAGAACCAGUGAAUAUGAGCAGAAUUCACAACAUCUUACGAGCGAUCAUGUUAAGGCGUACCCACGUUGACACCAUAUUCAAUGCCCCCAUUGUCAAGCUGCCUGGUAUCUCUCACAUAACAUACCAGGUAGAGUUUAAUGAGGUGGAGAGAGCGAUUUACAACACCGUGAAGCGAAAAUUCUCGCAGGAUAUCAACAGGAUGUCUAGGUCUGGCGGACUCAAUGGCGGGUACAGCAAUAUCCUAGCCAUGAUUCACCACCUAAGAAGGCUAUGCAACCAUGUCCUCCUCUGUCAGAAGUUAUUGAAGCAAACAUUGACUGCUGCAGACGUGGAAGUCUUGUGGCGGUUGACAGCUAAGGAGGUGGAGCCUCACCCUGAAGAUGGUCAGGGCACCAUCAUCUCCGUCCUCCGAAAGAUGAUUCAAUCUAAAUCCAACAUUAUCGCAACAUGUCAGUCCACCGAAACAGAUGUGGCCGGUCCUGAAGCUCUGGGUCGUGAUCGGCAGGAAGUGCUUGACAGAGGCGGUGAUUUUGGUAUCUACUUCAAAUUUCGAAGAUUUCUGAAAGAACUCACUCAGGGACAGGCCUGGACUGAGCUGCACCUCAGAUCAAUUUGCAGCAAAUGCAAACUGCCACCCGAUGAGCCAUUCUGCACCUCUUGUCUCCAUGUCUAUUGCAAGGAAUGCCUUAGUACAAUGGAGUUUGAGCGCGUAAUGAAAAAGGAGAAUAAGGUCUCUUGUAUUGAAUGCGGAGCCAAUUUUGAGUCCACUUCGCCAUGCACCGGACUGCAGGAGCUUGGCUUCAACAGCGAAGACGUUGCCAAAAGAGUCCAAAAUGCCAAGGACAAACCGAACAGUGGCAGUUCUCGAAAUGAAAGGGCUUCCGUCAGUUCUGAAGAUGGAAACGACGACGAUAGAGAUUGGAUUGAGCUGGGAGGUGUAACGCUCUCUUCUGCCAAGCUGAGGGCAACAAAAGCCGCUGUUUUGAAUUGGCGCAAAGACUCCCCAAAUGAGAAGAUCCUCAUCUACACACAAUUUUUGGAUACAGUUCGCCUCUUGGAAAAGGUUUUCAAAGCAGAAGGAUGGGCUCAUGUUCAGUUCACAGGCAAAACGUCUCUCAGCGCACGCGAGAAAGCAAUCAACCAGUUCACUUACGACAAGGACACAUCCAUCAUGAUCCUCAGUCUUAAAGCCGGUGGUGUUGGUCUUAAUUUCAACAUGGCUUCUAAAGUUGUCAUCCUCGAUCUUUGGUUUAAUUCGUCCAUCGAAGCACAGGCGUACUGUCGCGCAUUUCGCAUUGGGCAAAAACGAAAAGUUGAGGUCUUCCGCUUCGUCGUCAAAGAUACCAUUGACGAGGAAUUGAUAGCAAUGCAGGAUCGCAAGGACGUCGAGGUCACGGGUGCGAUUGGCCCAGAGACACACGGCGGCCGUGCUACAAUUGCACAGCUGCUUGGGCUUUUUGGCGAGGUCGUCGAGGAGGGCCAAAAUGGAUUCAUCCUUAUGGAGGAUGAAGAUCAAGUCGAUGACGCCAAUGUCGACAUGGUCAAUCUGCUACCUCCACGGCCUUUCUAG
Molecule: messenger RNA, 3942 nt
Organism: Exophiala aquamarina CBS 119918
Lineage: Eukaryota; Fungi; Ascomycota; Eurotiomycetes; Chaetothyriales; Herpotrichiellaceae
Exons: 3
Coding region: 1-3942 (1313 amino acids)
Molecular function (GO): ATP-dependent chromatin remodeler activity; ATP binding
Source: RefSeq, a predicted model, not a curated record